ACCUUCUUUUGACCACCAUCUUCUUUCUUCUCAACAUUUAUCUCAUCAGUUUUUUCACUUUUAUCAUUUUCGACAAGAUCACAAGUCAUUGGGUCUGGGUCAUGGUCUGUCUUGUUUGUAUUUUCAGAUUUUAAUUUUUUGUUCCUUUCAUCUAUAUUUUUACUAUCGUCGUCGACUUCUUCAAUAGCUCUUUUUGCACUCUCCUGUUCUUUGAUUUCUUCGUGAUCAACGUUUUUAUCAUUCUCCAUUUUAAUAAAACAAAAUUAUCGUAUAUUUGCCUCGUAAUUUUAGAAGUUUAUAGGUUAGUUUAAAAUGAUAUAAAAAGCAAAAUGCUCAAAAUUGCCCUCGAAAUACUAAAACAAUAGAUACUCCAAUAUUCAAAGAUUAUUAGCGACAAAAUACUCAACAAAACCGAAUUUUAAAACUAAAAUCAUAUUUUCACAUGUUGGCAACCAUAUUGUUUACGAGCCCGCACAAAAUGAUCUAUGCGGUCGCUCAUUUAAAUAGAAAAAUAAUAUAAACGGAAAUUUUCGAGUGCACGUUUCUCGGAUUUUCAUCGGGUAUUUUCGCUUUUUUCUUGAAUCAGAAUGAUUUUGAACAGCUGCUGUUUGCGGUCUAUCCCGAUAAUCCAAGGACUUUUGCGCAGACAGGUAAUAAUUUUAUUCAUAUAUUUUGUUUUUGUGCAAAAUAAAUACGUUCCAUGUGACGUCAUUUAAUGCAUUCCCAUGUGACCUCAUUUGGCUUUUGCUCUGGCAAAACAAAAGAAUAUUAAUCAGAUUCUCAUGUUGCCCAGGUGCACUAUAGGUACAUGGCUCAUCCCCAGUAGCACUCAUCCCACAUUGAAUGAUGGGAAUGCAUUGAUAGGUCUAGAGCAUUCCCAUGGACCUUUGCAUUCUAUUGUCACAGAAUAAGGCACACAGAAGGGCCACUUAAUAUGUCGGAAGCUUUGAAGUUUCUGUCACCCUGGCCGCCAUCUUCCUAGCCAGUCGAUUACAUUUUCUGGCCAAUAAACGCGCUGUAUUGGCUGAAGGCCCCGCCUUCUGGCCAGUCAACUGCAUAUUUUUGCAUAGAAAAAUGGUGACACUUUGCAAAGCUGAGUGGCCCUUCUGGUACUGAUCUUUAUUCUGUGCUAUUGUUCCAACCCACAAGUGCCGCCUUGUCGAGGGACUGUGGAAGAGAGUCAGCACUAGUAUAGUAAUUGAAUCUGAAGGAGAAGAAUCUGACAUGUCAAGCCUGCCCUUUGUGUUCAAUAACCGCUCUGGCAAAGGCAGUAUUUUGCUAGGAAUUGUCAGAUCCUUCUCGUUUUUGUAACAAUUUUAAUCCCAAGAGUAUCAGAGUAUUCAGAGAGUAGGUUGCAGGGUAGAAAGUUAGUUUUCCUACCUUAUUAAUUACUUUUCUGAUGGCUAUCUUUUAUUUUGUAUUGCUGUCUACUAUAACCUAUAGAAGUGUAUCCAGAGAUCUGUAUGUUUUGGGGUGUGGCUCCCACCAUGGAGUGAACCCUAUUUUCAUUACAAAAACUAAACCUGGUAACUCUAAACUGGGUUAGUUAUACAAGUGUAAAUGUGGCUAACUUGGGUUCGAACCAAGAGUGCACCCUGGUUAGUUUUCAUAAUGUAACAUCCUUACAUAUCUACUAGAUUAGCAGCCGAGGAUAUUCUAGUUGCACGUCAAUUAUUUCAAGAUUAACUGGGAGAACAUUGGUAUGUAUGGUUUGGUUUUAUAAUCAAAGUUUAACAUUUGGCAUCUACAAAAUAACUGUUUGAAGAUCAAUCCCUAUUACUCCUUUUUAACCUGUUUAUGUCCUGUAAUAAUAGUCAAUAGGAAACAGACUUGCUCAGCUUCGCAAAUGGUACACAACAGUCAACACAACAGAUUAUGUUCGAAGUGAAACAGCUAGAAAAAUUAUAGGUUUGUACACUGUUGCUCAUAAUAUAAUCAGAUAACAUACUAAUUGUGCAAAAAUGCUCCUUGAUCAGAUCAUUUUCUUCUUAAACCAUGAGUUCCAUGCAAUUGGCUGCAAAAGUCGAUCAUCAUGACCAAGUUAUGCUCAUGAUACAUGUGAGAUCUAGCUUGCCGUGCACAUACUGCAUGCAAAUUUUAUGUACACUUAUAUAUUCAACACUGUUUUCAUCACUGACCACCAUGACAUGGUCGUGAUCAUCAUGCCAUCAGGUUCCCAAUAGAAGCUGGCACCUGGUAAAUUUCGCCGCCUAAUUGUAGACAAUCACCCGUUGUUUCUCAAAAUUAUAACCCAAAAUAUUUCCUCUUCACCACAGAGAUAUCGGGCGAAAGACUUCUGGAUUUUAAAACACAGAUUUUUCACAAUAUACUUCAUUAUAAAUAUUUACUAGAUAACAUAACACAAUCUUCAAAAAGACAUCUGGGAAUUCCAUUUCAGAUGGUCUGAAUUUUUAAAGUUGGACUACCCAAGUGGACCAACAUAAGCUGCCUACUUCUUUCAAAAAACCUCAGCUACUUUAAGUUUUAUUAGAACACAUGUGCCAUGAAAGUACACUGUGGAUCAGUACAUCAUUAGAAGAUCCUAAUGGACCUCUCUGGGCAUCAAUUCUAUCACAUAACUGAUAUUUUGUCAGAUAUGUGUCAAUAAAAAAACUUGGCAAUUACCCUUCUAAGCCCAUUCACACCCCCACAUUUGAGUGAAAGUGUUGUUAUUUGAAGGUUACUGGCUGCUUGGAUGUAGUGGUAUGGUAUAUGGAGCAGUGGUGUUAGGUGGUGUCACGAGGUUGACAGAGUCUGGUCUCUCAAUGGUUGACUGGCAUCUCAUCAAGGGAAUGAAACCUCCAAGAACACAACAAGAGUGGGAAGACGAGUUCAAGAAAUAUCAAAAUUUUCCCGAGUAUAAAUAGUACGUCAACAGGGCAUUAAGAAAGCUUCGGAUUGAUAGGGAUGCACAGGGAUGCCGGAACGGGGGGGGGGGGGGGGGGGCGGGCGGCAGAUUUUCGUGAAAGGGCACUUUUGAAUUGAUAUAUACGAAGAGAUGUUUGCAAAACAUCGGGAGUUGAACUUCGGGGGUUCUCCACCAGGCGAUUGUGCUAUUCUUGAAGCUCGAUGACUGCUUUUCUUGCGUUUUCUGAAGCAAAUUCGUAAAAGAAUUGCACUAACAUUUCUGACAAUUCGCUAUUUCGCUAAGGCAAUCCUUUAAAUUGAAAGGGCACCUUUGCCCCCCUUGGGUCAAAUAAAAAUAGUAGUUGGUUUCAGGUUUCACAGCCAUGUUUUAUAUCAGGUAGGUAGGUCAGAAAAACAUUUUAUUUAAAAAAAUAUUUUAUCUCAAGUAUACAUGAACGGGAUCACCUGCGAGCUACAUGUGUUUCGCUAGAAACAAACGCAUCAAGGCGUUUUCGUCUUUUUUCAGCCGUAGCUGCCAUGCCAGAAUAAUGUACGUUUUUAAUAUUUUUUUAAUAUUUAACUGUUCUUUGUGUAAAACUAUGAUUAACAUGACUAGAUAAUGAUUAAAUUAUAAGCAAACAAAAUAAUUUUUAGACAAGUGAGCCUGAUGACUCUACUGGGAAAUGUGAAUAAAAUGUUUAUGACGUUUAUGGUCGGUCAUAUUUUUGACAGCUCGGUCGGAAACCUGAAACCAACUAUUAUUUUUAUUUGGCCUUGCCCCUCCUGGUAAAGGGCAACGGGGCGGCUGCCCCUCCUGCCCCCCCCCCAGUUCCGGCAUCCCUGGAGAUGCAACUACCUGAGAAAAUACAAGGAGAACUUCGACAUUUCGAGCGAAGUCCCUUCGUUGGGAAUUUAGUGAACUUUUCAGACUAUAACUAUCCGACGAACAGCCUUCUCCUUGAAGCUUUCAAGAUUAUUGGUACUACCUACACUGGUACAGACCAUCCAAUAGGGGAUUAUUGAAAUUAGAAUGUUUGAAGUCCAUGACGAUCGUUUGUUUUCUUGGCAUUCAUAAGUGGCAACUCGAUCCUUUCUUCCAAAAUAAAUUGCAUGCAUCUUUUUUAUUAUCCGCUUCGAUAUACGCCAAAUCGCGCGCAUCACCUUCGCCUGGGGGCUACUCUACACGUUGUUUGGGGGAUGGUCGGAAAUUGCAAAACUACCGACACGCAAAAAUCUCACAUCUUGUAACAAGUUUGUCAACAAGCCGUCAACAAGUUGUCUUCGCACUGCUUGUCAAAAGUUGUCAACAAGUUUCGAACAAGCUGUUAACCACUUGUAACAACCUUGUUGAUAUUAUCAGGCUUGUUACAAGGUUGUUCCACUGUAUAGUCAUGAUAUAACAGUAUUGUUACAACCUUGUGUCGUCAACCUUGUAGCAUUCUUGUUUAUCAUGGCUGUAUCAGACUUGUUAAAACAACCUUGUGACAAGUCUGGUAAUGCCAUCAAGCUUGUUACAAGUUGUUGACGGCUUGUUCCAAACUUGUUACAACAACUGGGAACAAGCAGUGCGAAGACAACUUGUUGACAGCUUGUGAACAGAUUUGUAACAACUUGUUUGCAGACUUUUAACAACUUGUGCGUUUUUACGUUUUUCAAAAUGAUUUUCUUAUGUCUCUCGUAUUUGAAGUUGAUUUUCAGGAUGAAACCAUACCUUAUAUUACAUGGUAGUUCAGUAAAUGAAAGUUUGAUUUUAAUUGAUUUAAAAUUUAUGACUUUUGUUAUUUAUAGUUUGAAUGAAGGAAUGACAUUAUCGGAAUUCAAGAGAAUAUUCUACAUGGAGUACGCACACAGAAUGUGGGGCCGCUCAAUUGGCGCUGUGUUUUUCUUGCCCGCUGUUUUCUUUGCGUACAAAGGAUGGAUCACAAAAUCUUUAAAACCAAGGUUAUUUAUUUAUGGAGGACUGUUAGCUUUCCAGGUAAACUGCAAUUGGAAGAGAUGGCUCCCGUGGAUCCAUUCUGUAUAGACUUUUUUCAUAAAAGCAUACCUUGUUGCGCUAUAAAUCUUCCUCAUCAAUGCAAAGGCAAAGUCUUGCCAAUGUCAACAAAAAUAUACACGUAAAAACGUACACGUUGUAACAAACCAGCAGUAGACUUGCAGCAAUACUGUAUUAGUAUUGUAGUUGUUUGUAUAAUGGUACAUUAAUGGUACAUUACAGUUACAACUUUUAAAAGUUGCUUUUCACGUUGUUUGAAUUGUCUAGAAUCUUCCACGAGGGCACACAGUACCCCCAAAAUGGAGGAUUUUGGCCUUCGUGACAGAGGCUAAUUUACCCGAGUUCUAAUCACACAAUCGUUAAAGUUGUGCCUUGUUAUCACAAAUUGUCAGCGACAACCAUGUAGCAAUUAACUUAACGAGGAAAUAACACCAUUGUCACAACUUGUUGGAAGUUGUUACAAGUCUUUUGUAAACACAUUCUAAUAUUUAAUUAUAUAUCAAUUACAGUUCAUACAAUUGAUAUAUUUUUUAGGGUUUACUUGGAUGGUACAUGGUCAAAAGUGGGUUGGAUGAGGAAAAGAUUAGCAAAACUCAAAUACCACGUGUUAGUCAGUACAGACUGGCGGCUCAUCUUGGGUCAGCGUUCGCACUUUAUGCACUGAUGUUCUGGCAGGCGUUGACACAUCUCCUACCCCCACAAGAGGUCAUGCAUCUAAACUUUGAAUGUAUUUUUAAUAUUCAAAAGAGUAAUUACAGAAAAAUAACAAUUUUACGUUUUUUGGUGUCACUGCUGAGGAUCCCGGGCUUAGGAUCCAUCGAAAUGUGGUGUUGUGUACAAACCUAAACAUACUUAUUAUAUCAUCGCCAUGCAAACCGAAAGAACGUAAAGAUUUUAUGAUUUUAAGAAUUUGCUCAUUUUAAUACGCGCAUAAGUACAAAGCAGUGCAUAUUUUAAACGUUUUACAUUGGAGGGCCAAAUCCAAGAUUAGGGUCCAGUGUGGGCUCUCCAGAGUAAGAUGCUGGUCACUCAAGGUAAGGUUAUAGGGCCCAGUCUGAGACACUAACUAGUGGGGCCUGCGGGGCCAAAUGCUCCCAGUGUUAAAAUAUGCCUUGGUACAAAGAAUAUGCAGAAGAUCGUCUUGACAGUGGAAACAGUUCCCUCCGUGACAUUUUCUAGUUUACAAAUUACAAUGCCACCAAAACGGGAAAUUUAAACAGAUCUACUAUACAGACUCGUCUCAGCAAAUUUAUUUUAUACUAACUUUUUGAUUCCUUCAAUAGCUUGCCAACACCAAGAACAUUCGUCAUCUUCGCAUCUAUACUCAUGGAACACUUUCGCUUGUAUUCCUCACAGCUUUGUCAGGUAUAAGACUGAACGUGAUUUAUUUACCCAAAUUGUUGAAAAAAUAAUUAAUUUAUCAAGUAAUUAAUUGAUAAUUCUAUUUUUCAGGUGCAUUUGUGGCAGGUUUGGAUGCAGGACUGGUUUAUAAUUCCUUUCCUAAAUUUGCUGAUCGUUGGAUACCCGAUGAUUUGAUGGUGAUGAGUCCCAAGAUUAAAAACUUCUUUGAGAAUGCUACAACGGUCCAAUUUGACCAUCGUCUGAUGGUAUAAAGUUGUUCUUACUUAUGCGGAAGAGAAAAUUGUCCUAUGUAGUGAAUGUCAGUGGCGGACACUAUGGCGAGGCAAAAAAGUUUAAUUAAAGAACUAAGAUUCCCAGCUAAAAAUGUGGUCAUAUGCCCAUAUGUGUUGGCAACCUAUAGAUGUUGUUUUAUUUCGUUGUUUUGGGGAUGGGUGUUUGGGCAAUUACGGUUUGGGCAGUUGCUUACCUAGUUGCUAUAAAAUUUAGAAAACCGUGGCAUUUUUUAUUUGUUUAUUGUUAAUGCUGGCGCCUCUAAUCUUAUCUCUGAAUUAGGGUUGGGAUUAGGGUUUGGAAUUAAGAUUGCAAAGAUUAGGAAUUGUUUAAGGGUAAAAAUCGCUGUAUUUAAAUUGAGGAUAUUAAAUAUGGAAAUUGUGCCAUUUUAAGUAUCAUUUCAUUUAUUUUUUUACUGCAAAUAGCCUAUACGUUACAGUUUGUUUAACAAACUUUCGCGUCAUUUUCUUAGGGUAUGUUAACAUUGUCUGCAGUGGUUGGUUUGUGGGCAAUGGCGAGACCUGUAGAUCUACCUCGUCGUGCCCGUCUUGCUGUCAACGCUACACUCGCUAUGGCUGGAGCCCAGGUACGUUUGGUAUGAACUAUGACUGAUAUGAACAACCCUUUCCAACAAUGAAAAGUCUUUUUAAUCUUUUAAAAAGUCCUUAAGAUAAGUUUAUUUAAUCUUUCAGGUCAUAAUAUAGGCUGCAUGAUACAGCUGACUGUUUAUCUGAAAGUAUAUAAUUCAAUGAAUAUUUAGGUAUUUGUUUACUAUGACUAGAAAAACAUUGUUUGUUUCUUCAGGUUUUGCUUGGAAUUUCAACCCUGCUAUAUUAUGUUCCAGUCCACUUGGCCGCGCUGCAUCAAUCGGGUUCUUUGGCGCUACUCACAUUCACUCUGUGGUUUGGACACGAAAUUAAAAGAAACAGACUCAUGCCUAAAGUUUGAAUACUGCCAUUUAUGAUAUUGGAUGACGUGAUAGCGGAAUAAUGCCCAAACUAGCAGACUAAACAGACUAUUGCCCAAAGUUUGUGCUAGAAACUAUAUUUAAACUAUGCAGUGGUUAGGAAUGAAGAAGACUAUUUAUGUAGUUUUAGAACAACACAUAACUGUCAUUGACAAUGUAUUGACCAUGAUCACGGGGACAGCAUGCCAAUAAAUUAUUAUUUUGCAAAACAGCCUUUACCAAAAAAGACUUUACCGAAGUACUGUAUAAGUGGAAUUCGCUAAGCGAGGCACUUGGUACCUGCUCGCAGCCCCCAUCCAAAAAUUUGAAACGGAAAUUUUCCUUUGACGAACGAAAUUGGCUGCGAUCAGGAUAAGCACUUGGUGGUUAACUCUAAAAAGAAAAGAAAGCUAUUGCCAAGUGAUCAAAUGAUUCACUUUAUAUAUGUUGACCUUGCGUUUGGUAUAUAUACACUCUAAAAAUAACCCUAUUUGGGUAAUACUUCUCUGGUUAAUUUUCCUGGUUAUUUUAACCUACAAUCUAGUUAAUUUGACCAGUAUUACCUGGUUAAACUAACCAGACUAUGUUAGGUGGAUAAAUAAGUAGGGGCUCCUGGCUGAAACUUGGGGAGAAGUUUAGUAUCCAUAUAAUCCUGGCCAAAAAUAUUGCUACAGUAAAUCGUUACAGUCAACAUGAGUGUUGAUUUGUGCUCCUUUGGGAUUGCAGCCAUUAGCAACUAAAUCCACCCCCCAAUCCGUACAAUGGUAUGCUGAAUAUGAUGGCAUUGCAAGUUGUGACUAGUAAACAUUGUGUGGGUAAAAGGGGUGGGGGAAUCUGAAUGUACGAUUCUGUAUACAAUGUGCAUAUAGGUGUCUGCAAAUAAAAAAAUUGGAGCUGUAAUUUAAGGCCACUCAAAAGGAAUUUGUCCAUUUUUGCUAAGUUUGCCAAGGAUUUCUUGACGAGGACUAUAGUUUUACACUGAAACAUCAUACAUAGCCUACGGCUAAUUAACGAAUCAGAAUGUCGUUUUAUUUGUACAACACGUACAAAAACAAAUGUAUAUUAAGAAAUAAAAGCAUUUUAAAGCGU
Paramuricea clavata is the source of this 8507-nucleotide messenger RNA. The record is from the annotation of a GenBank genome assembly. Lineage: Eukaryota; Metazoa; Cnidaria; Anthozoa; Malacalcyonacea; Plexauridae.